This is a messenger RNA of Globicephala melas (long-finned pilot whale), 2363 nucleotides long. RefSeq names its product collagen type XXIII alpha 1 chain (gene COL23A1). The record is from RefSeq and is a predicted model, not a curated record. NCBI's taxonomy places the organism in Eukaryota, Metazoa, Chordata, Mammalia, Artiodactyla, Delphinidae.
GCUGUGGAGGAGCUGGCUGCCGGGAAGGGGGCGUGCGCCGCGGUCCGCUGCUGCCUGGAGGCCAAGCCCCGCGCCGGGCCGACCUCGUGCCUCGGGCUCUCCAGCACGCUACAGCACGCUCAGCCAGCGACCCCGGCUCUCUGCACCGUCCCCUCUGAGAGUCCACCCGCGACGAGCACACCAUGAGUCCAGGCCAGUGCGCCGGCGGCGACGCGCGUAAGGGCUGCCGGACGGGCGGCGGCGGCGGCGCGGGGCGUCCCGCGACGGCAGCCGGGGCCUGGGCGGUGAGCGCGCUGUGCCUGCUGCUUUCCGCCGGCUCGGCGGCCGCCUGCCUGCUGCUGGGCGUCCAGGCGGCCGCGCUGCAGGGCCGGGUGGCGGCGCUCGAGGAAGAGCGGGAGCUGCUGUGGCGCGCGGGGUCGCCGGACACCCUGGUCGCCUGGGCCGAGCCGCAACUGGAGCGCCUGCUGCGCGAGAAGAUGGAGGGACCAGUCAAGCUCCGGACAGUUCGAGAAGCAUCGACGGACUGUGUCUGUCCCCCAGGCCCCCCUGGACGGCGUGGCAAGCCUGGAAGAAGAGGUGAUCCCGGUCCUCCCGGGCAAUCAGGACGAGAUGGCUACCCGGGACCACUGGGUCUGGAUGGCAAGCCCGGACUUCCAGGCCCCAAAGGAGAAAAGGGUGCACCAGGAGACUUUGGCCCCCGGGGAGAUCAAGGGCAAGAUGGAGCUGCUGGGCCUCCAGGGCCCCCAGGACCCCCUGGGGCCCGGGGCCCUCCUGGCGACACUGGGAAAGAUGGCCCCAGGGGAGCACCAGGCCCAGUGGGUGCCAAAGGAGAAGCUGGACAAGAUGGCGAGACGGGCCCGAGUGGACCCCCAGGGCCCAAGGGGGAUGAUGGGACACCAGGCCAGCCAGGGCUCCCAGGACCCUCAGGGCCCAAGGGGGAGCCCGGCCAGCCAGGCGCCGAUGGAGCCACAGGGCCGCGGGGUGCCCCAGGCCUCAAGGGUGAGCAAGGAGACACGGUGGUAAUUGACUACGAUGGCAGGAUCUUGGAUGCCCUUAUGGGUCCUCCUGGGCCACAGGGGCCCCCCGGGCCACCAGGGAUCCCUGGAGCCAAGGGCGAACUCGGAUUGCCUGGUGCUCCAGGAAUCGACGGAGAGAAGGGUCCCAAAGGACAGAAAGGAGACCCAGGAGAAGCCGGGCCGAUAGGACCCAAAGGGGAAGCAGGAGAGAUGGGCCUGUCAGGCCUCCCGGGUGCCGACGGCCCCAAGGGGGAGAAGGGAGAUCCGGCAUCUGACAACCUACAGGAGAGCCUGGCCCAGAUCAUAGUGGAACCAGGGCCCCCAGGCCCCCCUGGUCCCCCAGGCCCCAUGGGCCUUCAGGGAAUCCAGGGUCCCAAGGGCUUGGACGGAGCAAAGGGAGAGAAGGGCAUGUCGGGUGAGAGAGGAUCCAGUGGCCUGCCUGGGCCAGCUGGCCCACCAGGCCUUAUUGGGCUGCCAGGAACCAAAGGAGAGAAGGGCCGACCCGGGGAGCCAGGACUAGAUGGUUUCCCUGGACCUCGAGGAGAGAAAGGCGACCGGAGCGAGCGUGGAGAGAAGGGGGAGCGCGGUGUCCCCGGUCGGAAAGGAAUGAAAGGCCAGAAGGGCGAGCCGGGACCCCCAGGCCUGGACCAGCCAUGUCCAGUGGGCCCUGAUGGGCUGCCCGUGCCUGGCUGCUGGCAUAAGCAGGGACCUGAUGGGACUUUGCCAGCCUGAGGAGAUGGACCCCAAGCUCAGAGUUGGCGUCUCACCGACCCCAAGGCUUCCACCCAGGGGAACUCUGGUCAGCCUGCCAAAAAUGAGUCCUCCGAGUGAGCUAUGCAAAUGAAGAGAGCCUCGGGGCUGCUUCCAGGCCUGCCUAAGUAGGGCACCUAUGCCCUGAGCCAGUGAUGCUCUGAGAAGAGGCUUCCCCACCUCUGACAAGGGUUCCCGGCCACCAGCUCCAGCCCAACCACUUGCCUACCCCCUCUGUGUAGAUGGAAAUUGUUGCGUGAAAUAAACAACAAAUGUGUGUCUUGGAUAUGCCUGUCCUUGCAGACUGCCCCUAGCACCAUACCUAGGUGAGGUUUCAGCCUGGCUUUUGCUGGGUGGGGAGGGAUAAGGGAACUCUCCUUGGGCCAGAGCCACCCCAGAAACCAGAGGAAGUAGUUCACAGCAAAGAUGGGGUUUAGAGUUAGGAAGACACAGACUCAAGGCCUAGCCCUGCUACAUACCAGCUGAGCCUUCUGUGCAGUCACCCAUGUCAGUGAGCCCCUGUGUUUCCUCUGAACUCAUGACCCAUGACUGCUGCAUAACAAAUCACCCUAAAAUUUGUUGCCUUAAAACAAUGAU